Molecule: messenger RNA, 447 nt
Organism: Leptosia nina
Lineage: Eukaryota; Metazoa; Arthropoda; Insecta; Lepidoptera; Pieridae
Source: the annotation of a GenBank genome assembly
AUGUACACGACAUGUACAUUUAUAAUAUUUUUUAUACAAGAUACGUUAGACUUAUCGUAUCUGGAGAAACAAUUGGAAGUUGCAAAAUUGAUAGCCCGAGAUCGAAUUGUAUUAAUUCUUAGCAAACCACACGACAUGGCUAGAAAAAAGUUUUCCGGUGAAUCCCCUUACAAAGUUGCCAAAGAGACAUGCCCGGAUUCACACUGGCUGUUUACAGACUUCUCCAACAAAGUUAAUCUAGUUUCUGACAAACCUUGCGUUAAACCACCUGUGAUAGCUGCAAUAUUUGGCCUCGGGCGUGCUGGUUCCAUUCACUUAUGCAGUAUAAACCGCAACCCAAGAGUUCUUUUGAAGUACAUCGUUGAUGAUCGCAAGGAGAGGUUGGAAAAGCUCAGAGCUUUCUGGAAACUCGAAUUGACUAACGGUGUCUUCGCGUUUGCCGCGUAA